Musa acuminata subsp. malaccensis (wild Malaysian banana) is the source of this 1892-nucleotide messenger RNA. Its product is annotated as myosin-2. Lineage: Eukaryota; Viridiplantae; Streptophyta; Magnoliopsida; Zingiberales; Musaceae. The record is from RefSeq and is a predicted model, not a curated record.
CUCUCGAGGAUGCGCCCUUAGCGGGGAAUGGGAUAACGAGCUCGCUUCGGUAUCUCUCUGAAAGGCGUUGGUUUGGGGAUUGGUAGCGCUUCCCUUCCGGAUUUAGAUCUCUCUUUUCUUAUCGCUUUUGUCUCUUUUCGUGAAAGGACGCUGGUCGAGAGUCAAAAAGCCUAUUUUUCGACUAUUUCCUGGUUUUUUUCGCUUGUAAUUUGGUAAAGUAACGAAAAGCUGCAAUUUGAUGUCAGUUUGCUGGAUUUUAUGUGUGGUAACGCACUAAAUUUUCCUAUUUGGGAGCAUUUAUGGAGGUAGAGAUAGGGGAUUCGGUUCAUGGUGCUUGGUUGAGAGAUUCUCUUCCCGUUUGAUUGGUUUGGGUUGAGGAAUCGAGUUGGUAGGAGGCCUCCACGUCUCGUUAAAAGCCGCCGGUUGUGUUUCAUCGGUCUGCGUGAGAGUUUUUGGAGUUCGAUUUGAAGGAAAUGGUGCUUUGGUUGUGAAAGUUAGGGUUUUGUUUCGUCUUUCCACUUAAGGUUUGCAUUUCCGCAUCAUCAUCAUCAUCAUCAUGUCUUCUACCUUGUUGGCGGCUCCAACUGGCGCUCGUAGCAUGAUGGAGGAGAUGCUGAUUGCGAUCAGAUUGAGGGAUGAGAAGCCAAAGGACGCCUUACCAGCAUUGCCCGUCCGGCCCACAUUGAGACGACGCCCGCCGUCAUCGAGGAACUCGCUGCCCAUGGCAUUCAAGGGUGGGAGCAUGGCAGAAUGCUCAUCGAGUGGUCCUGAUCCGGCAAAAGAUAAGGCAAGGCCGGAACGGAGGGAAUUCAGUAAUGGCAGCUCUGUAAAAGAUAGAUCAGAAAAGGUGAAUCAUCUUGAGGCCGAAGAGUUAGUGAACUAUGAAGAAGUGCCUGGAAAGUCCAUUGUUUCGCAGUCCUCCAUGGCAGGUCCGGUGGAUGAGAAGCUUGGACACGGCACUCGCAAUGGUUUUGUUGAAGAGGAGGCUUCAAAAGAAGAUGGCCAGAAGGUGCACCCUUCGAGGGUGGAUGACCUUGAGAAUCUGGUUUUAAAGACAAAGGCAGAACUGCGACAAAAAGAGGAGGAAAAUGUUGCAUUAUUGAAGCAAGUUCAACAGUGUGAGAAAAAGUGGUCACUGUUUGAGGUAAAACUGAAGUCCAUGGAGGAGAUGUAUCAGACACAAAUAGACACUCUGAAGGUGAAUCUAGCUGCGGCACAGAACAGCAUUGCUGCUGGUGACACAGUUAAGCAACCUCUAAAAUUUGAGGGUGCUAUGUCUGCUGAAGCGCAAACGCCUGAAGAAACACCAAUUAAACAUCAUGUUGCUGAGUCAACAGUCUUAGAUGGCAGAAAUAAUGUUGUUCAUCACUUAACAAAGGAGUUUGAGCAGCAGAAACAGGUGUUCGAGGAUGAAGCGUGUGUCCUUAGUGAGGUGAACUCUGGGCAGUCGGGAUCCGUUGCAAAAUCUAUCGAAGAGCUUCGGAACUUGACGAUCCGCUAUGAAGCUUGGAAGAAGGAAUACAAGGUCCGUCUGCGUGAUGCAAAGGCAUCACUUCUGAAGCUUGGGAAACCAGAAGGCGAGAAAUCGCGGAGAAGAUGGUGGUACAAGAAAAAAAAGAGAAAUUGAACUUUGAUAUGAUGUUAGUGGUGCGCUAGAGCUAGUCGAUACGCUGCCAGUGCCUGAAAGCUAACUCAAGACAUCUACCAUGUCAUAAACACUGAUGCUCUAUGUAAUUCAAGUUAACAAGGCUCUUUGUAUUUCUUGUUUCCUGCUUUGCAGUGCACAAGAGCAUUGUAUAGAACAACAAUUUCAUAGCAUGUUGUACUCACUACAGACAGUUGUGAACAUAAGAAUAAUAAAUGUAAGCAAAUGGUUCAUGUGUUGGAAAAAA